AUGUCUGGCUGGGGUAAUGAUACUGCCCCCGAGCAGCCUGCUGCUGCAGGCUGGGGCAAUGGCGCAGACACUCGCAGUGGUGACAACGGUGACGGUUUGGGCGCUUCUGAGGAGAAGCCCGCUCCUCCCCCGCUGCCUUGGGAGCACAGAGAAGCUCCUAAGAGUGAUUGGGUCAAGAAGACCGCCUACAAUUAUGCCAAUUACAACGAUGACGGCGCUGGUGCUCCUGAUGUUACCGUCACUACCGUUGACUGGGAGAGCAAUGCCCAGGUGUAUCACUAUGACGGCGAAGAGGGCGAUGUUGGUCCUGUCCACACUCAGCUAGAGACCAUCCUCUUCGGCAACGAGGAUGAGCGUGAUCCCACCGGUAUCGACUUCACGAAGAUCUCAAUCAUUGAUGUCUUGCAGGAGGGACUCACACGCAUCAACCCAAUCAACUCAUUUGAUACAGCCGGUCUCCACCCAAUCAUGCUGCGCAAUGUCCAACUCUGCGGAUACCAAACUCCGACCCCCAUCCAGCGAUACUGCAUUCCUGCCGUCAAGAUGGGCCAUGACAUUAUCGCCAUCGCUCAGACCGGCUCGGGCAAGACGGCUGCCUACCUCAUUCCCAUCUUGAACCAGCUGAUGGGCAAAGCGAAGAAAUUGGCCGCCCCUCGACCGAACCCCGUUGCCGUUGAGAGCGGCGCAGCACCCCCGGUGACUGCUGAGCCCUUGGUGGUCAUUGUCUGUCCUGCUCGAGAGCUAGCAGUUCAGAUCUUCAACGAGGCGCGCAAGUUCUGCUACAGAACCAUGUUGCGACCUACUGUUAUCUACGGUGGUAGUCCCAUCAGAGAGCAGAUCGGCCAGCUCCAGAAAGGUUGCGACGUCCUAGUUGCUACGCCUGGUCGCCUUAUCGACAUGAUGGAACGACCCCACGUCCUCAGCCUGAGACGUGUCAGGUACAUGGUCAUCGACGAGGCUGAUGAGAUGCUUCACUCCGACUGGGAAGAGGAGUUCAACAAGAUCCUAUCCGGUGGUGAGCAGGAAGAGGGCAAUAUCAAGUAUAUGCUCUUCUCAGCCACAUUCCCUACACAAGUCCGCAAGCUUGCGAAAGACCACCUCGCGAACACCCAUGUCCGCAUUCGUGUUGGCCGCAUUGGCAGCACCCAUGUCAACAUCGAGCAGAAAGUCAUUUGGGUUGACCCUUUCAUGAAGAAGACUGCUCUUCUAGACCUCCUGUACGACCUUGAACCGGGCCGCAGCAUCAUCUUCGUCAACAACAAGCGAGUCGCUGACGAGUUGGAUGACUUCUUGUUCAACAAGGACCUGCCCUGCACCUCCAUGCAUUCUGACCGAACUCAGCGAGAGCGCGAGGAUUCGAUGCGCGCUUUCCGCAGUGGCACCACCCCUAUUUUGAUCACCACGGGCGUUUCUGCUCGUGGAAUUGAUGUCAAGAAUGUGAAGCAUGUCAUCAACUAUGACCUUCCCAGAAUGGACCACGGUGGCAUCACCGAAUACACUCAUCGCAUUGGUCGAACUGCUCGCAUUGGUCACCGCGGUAAAGCCUUUUCGUUCUACAACGAACAUGACGAGGCUAUCGCGGAGGUUCUCACCAAGACGCUGCUUGAAACAAACCAAGAUAUCCCGGACUUCUUGCAGAAGUUUGUUCCUGAGGGUGAAGACCGUGAGCACUUGAAGUUUGAGCCUGGCUCCGACGAGGAGAGCGAGGCUGGCGAUGCUGGCGGCGCCGGUGGCUGGGGAGGAGACUUGGCCACUGAUGGUGGUGGCUGGAACACUGGUGGUGACUCCAAGCCCGCUGUCGCUGACGAUUCUGGUGAAUGGGGUGGAGCUGGUGCCAAUCCUUCUGCUGGUGCCUCUGGUAACGACACCUGGGGCGGCGGCGGCGGCUUCGGCGGUGGCGAAAACUCAGCCUGGUAG
Messenger RNA from Neoarthrinium moseri, 1917 nucleotides. RefSeq lists its product as uncharacterized. The record is from RefSeq and is a predicted model, not a curated record. The transcript is spliced from 5 exons. The coding region runs from base 1 to 1917 and encodes 638 amino acids. Lineage: Eukaryota; Fungi; Ascomycota; Sordariomycetes; Amphisphaeriales; Apiosporaceae. Gene Ontology annotation, molecular function: ATP binding; RNA helicase activity; RNA binding. Gene Ontology annotation, cellular component: nucleus.